Molecule: messenger RNA, 3882 nt
Organism: Schistocerca americana (American grasshopper)
Lineage: Eukaryota; Metazoa; Arthropoda; Insecta; Orthoptera; Acrididae
Product: cytosolic 10-formyltetrahydrofolate dehydrogenase
Exons: 16
Coding region: 87-2852 (921 amino acids)
Biological process (GO): one-carbon metabolic process; biosynthetic process; 10-formyltetrahydrofolate catabolic process
Cellular component (GO): cytoplasm
Molecular function (GO): formyltetrahydrofolate dehydrogenase activity; aldehyde dehydrogenase (NAD+) activity
Source: RefSeq, a predicted model, not a curated record
UGGAAACACGACUUCGCGUUUUGCCCGAUGUUUAGUUGCGGGAACCAAGGCCGUUUAGUGUGCAGUAGCAGUAGGAAGUAGUGAACAUGUUAGGCACACGAGCGUUCUUUAUACUAAGUAGACAGUUUUCUAGUAGUCAGAGCACCUUCAACAAAUUAAAAAUUGCUGUGAUUGGACAGAGUACAUUUGCAGCUGAAGUCUACAGACUUUUGAAGAAAGAUGGACACAAAAUUGUUGGAGUAUUCACAAUUCCAGACAAAGGAAACAGGGAAGAUCCUUUAGCAUCCACUGCUGCAGCUGAUAAGACACCAGUAUUCAAAGUUAAAGCAUGGAGGAAAGGUGGUCAGCCAUUGGCAGAGAUAGUGAAUAAAUAUAAAAGUGUAGAUGCUGAUCUUAAUGUGUUGCCAUUCUGCUCACAGUUUAUUCCUAUGGAUGUUAUUAAUCAUCCAGAUCAUAAGAGCAUUUGCUAUCACCCAUCUUUAUUACCAAAGCACAGAGGAGUUAGUGCAAUAAACUGGACAUUGAUAUCUGGGGACAAAGUUGCUGGCUUCUCUGUCUUCUGGGCUGAUGAUGGGCUAGACACUGGUCCAAUACUCCUACAAAGAGCUUGUGAUGUUGAGCCCAAUGAUACAGUUGACUCCCUCUAUAACAAAUUCUUGUAUCCUGAGGGAAUUAAAGCUAUGGCAGAAGCUGUUAACAUGGUGGCAAAUGGCACAGCUCCGAGCAUCAAGCAGUCUGAAGAAGGAGCUUCUUAUGAGCCAUCCCUUAGUAAGAAAGAACUUCAACAGGUGAAAUGGGAUCAACCAGUACAAAAUAUACAUAAUUUUAUUCGUGGGAUGGAUAGCUCACCUGGAGCAUGGACUGUUAUUGAUGGUCGAGAGGUGAAGUUAUUUGGUUCGAGUUUAUGGCAUGGUAAAGAACCUAGCGGCAAUGAAGUGGCUAUUGAUGGCAUGGCAGGAUGUGGUGUUGUUCAUUCUGGUGGGUUACUACUACGUGGCCUAGAUGGAGGUCUGCUCAAUGUGCAACGAAUAUCUGUUGCUGGAAAAAUGAUACCCGCUUCAAACUAUGGAAAAGAAGCUGAUACCACUGUGAAAGUACAGCUGUCAGAUGAAGAAAGAGGAAUGGCUGAAGUCCUUAGAGCUAUUUGGUCAGGGAUACUAAGUAUGGAAGUGUCAGAUCAGACUGACUUUUUCAGCUCUGGUGCUGGAUCAAUGGAUAUUGUAAGAUUGGUUGAGGAAGUGAAAGAAAAACUUAAUGUCAGUAUACAGAAUGAAGACAUCCUCAUGGCCACUACAUUUGAGAGCUUUGUUGGUCUGUGUGUAUUAAAAGCCAGAGGAGGUUCAGAUGAGAAGAAAUUGGAUCAUAGUGUUUUCAGACUGAAAGCAAAUAACAUGGACAUCUCAUUUCCACACCAGUUGUUCAUAAAUGGUGAAUUUGUCAAUUCUGAAUCUGGAAAAGUACUGAAUUGUAUAAAUCCAUAUGACGAAUCUCUUAUUUGCAAGGUUCAGUGCGCUUCAAAAUUGGAUGUAGAUAAAGCAGUUGAAGCAGCAAAAAAUGCAUUUGCAGGAGAGUGGUCCAAAAUGAACGCACGGGAUAGAGGAAUUUUGCUGUAUAGGCUGGCAGAUCUUAUGGAAGAACACAAAGAGGAGCUUGCAACAAUUGAAUCAAUAGAUUCUGGGGCAGUUUACACUCUGGCUCUCAAAACACAUGUUGGUAUGUCAAUUGAAACCUGGAGAUAUUUUGCUGGUUGGUGUGAUAAAAUACAUGGAACUACAAUCCCAAUAAAUCAUGCAAGGCCAAACAGAAAUCUCACAUUCACGCGCAAAGAGCCGAUAGGUGUGUGUGGCUUGAUAACACCAUGGAAUUAUCCACUUAUGAUGCUGUCUUGGAAAAUGGCAGCCUGUUUAGCAGCUGGUAAUACAGUAGUGAUGAAACCUGCACAAGUGUCACCUUUAACAGCACUGAAAUUUGCAGAACUGUCUAUUAAAGCAGGCAUCCCUCCAGGUGUAAUAAAUAUAUUGCCUGGUGCAGGUUCUGAAACUGGUAAUGCCAUAGCAAACCAUCCAGAUGUGAGGAAAUUAGGUUUCACUGGCAGUACUGGAAUUGGCCAAGUUAUAAUGAAAUCAUGUGCUGAUUCUAACUUGAAGAAAGUAUCUCUUGAGCUGGGAGGAAAAUCCCCUCUCAUUAUAUUUGAUGACUGUGAUCUUGACAGAGCAGUUAGAAUGGGAAUGAGUGGUGUUUUCUUCAACAAGGGUGAGAACUGUAUAGCAGCAGGACGUCUCUUUGUGGAUGCUUCCAUUCAUGACAAAUUUGUUGAAAAGGUAGCUGCAGAGUGCAAAAAAAUGGUGAUGGGAGAUCCUUUAAACAGAAGUACUCAACAUGGACCACAAAAUCACAAGGCCCAUCUUGAUAAACUGAUCGAAUAUUGUGAACGUGGUGUGAAGGAGGGGGCAACACUUGUGUGUGGAGGAAAGCGAGCUGAUCGUCCUGGUCUCUUUUUUGAACCAACGGUAUUUACCAAUGUGGAAGACCACAUGUUUAUUGCUCAGGAAGAAUCCUUUGGACCUGUUAUGGUUAUAUCAAAGUUUGCUAGUGGAGAUAUUGACGCAGUAAUCAACCGAGCAAACAACACAGAAUUCGGACUCGCAUCUGGAGUAUUUACAAGAGACAUUAAUCGUGCACUUUACAUAGCAGAGAAAAUAGAUGCAGGGACAGUUUUCAUAAAUACCUACAAUAAGACUGAUGUGGCAGCUCCAUUUGGAGGUUUCAAACAAUCUGGAUUUGGAAAAGACUUGGGUGAGGAGGCCCUUAAUGAAUACUUGAAAGUGAAAUGUGUCACACUGGAAUACUAAUAUUAUUUUCCUGACUGGAGAUUUUUACUGUCUAUUUUUUAGAAUAUAUUUUGUCAUAUUUGAUGCACAGCUUGUAUUUAAGAAUCUCGUACUCUUGCCAUUUCCUUGUUAAUAUCUUUUUAUUAUUUUUUACAAAAUAUUUUAAUAAGUUUUUUCAUCCUAUAUUUGGUGCACAACUUGCAAUGAAGAAUCUCUUGCCAUUAUAAUUUAUUUUACUCCUUUCAGACACAUUUUUUUUUCUUGUUUUUUUUCUUAUUUUAUGUUUCUGUAAACUUGUUGCAUUAAUAUACUGUACUGCUGGUCUGAAUGAGAAACAUAAUUGAUACUACUAUGUGCCAUGAUAAAGCAGUGUGAGAGAUCAUCUUUCUUUGAUUAACAGCGACUUACCAAGGUACCUACUCUGGUUCAUAUUCUGAUGAAGAUGAAUGUGCAUAGACAUGUGUAGGCAUGCACAGCCACUCACAUCCAUGUUACUACUACAUGCACAUGCUGCUCCCCCCCACAUUCUCACACAUUGAGCUGAAGAAAAACUGACCAGAAUAUCAGGAAUCCCUCAGAAUCCAACUUUAUUUCUUCAGAAAUUAUUUCUUUAAAGUAGCUGCUUUUAGUAUGACAGUAAUAAGCUACUACCUAUUAUUUUCUGAACAAAAUAAAAAUAGAAUGAAAUGUAAAAUGCUAUGUGAACAAAGACUGUGUGUGAUGAGAGAAUGUUGUAACCGAUGUGUGCUGUAAUAAAGUAGACUAGUGAUAAAAGUAAGUUUAUAAAUGGCUGGAUCUGUGUAUAGUAAAAUGAUGACUUUUGCUCAUGAUUAAUGAAGCAUUGAUUGUAAAGAUUUCUACAUAGAUGAACCGUUAGUGCACUGACAAUAUCAGACUGUCACAAUACCUGUAAUCUCAAUGUGUCUAACAAUUGGAUGAGAAUUUACUGUUUGAGAUCUGAAAAUCAGUGUUGCCGUCCUUGUUUUUUUUAUCAUUCCAUCUUGCCAUAUUGUGGAUUCAGAUACGAAAUAAAUAAAUUAUCAGUAUGGUA